Molecule: messenger RNA, 3303 nt
Organism: Neodiprion virginianus
Lineage: Eukaryota; Metazoa; Arthropoda; Insecta; Hymenoptera; Diprionidae
Product: G-protein coupled receptor 143-like
Exons: 8
Coding region: 190-1386 (398 amino acids)
Biological process (GO): G protein-coupled receptor signaling pathway; cell surface receptor signaling pathway; melanosome organization
Cellular component (GO): melanosome membrane; plasma membrane
Molecular function (GO): L-DOPA binding; L-DOPA receptor activity; L-tyrosine binding
Source: RefSeq, a predicted model, not a curated record
UGCCAUCACAACAAUAGCACCGACAUGGCGGUUGUAAUAAUGCAAGAAUUUGACACCGACGCUUACAAUACCGUCUGCAUGCUAUCCUCGGCUAUGGGAAUUCUCGGCGCAGUUUAUCAGCUGUGUAUCGAUAGCUACGAUCGGUGGUGCGACAAAUAGUUGGAGAAAGAACGGCUAAGUGAUCUGUUGAUGUUCAGAAAAACACCUUUCCCGUGCACAAUGGUUCAAUACUUGUUAAAACUCUGUCUCAAUAACUUCUGCAAUCCUUUGGAACAAUUGAAGGAACUACGUGUCACUCUGAGCAACCGAGCAAUCAUUAUCUUCGUUGAGAUUGCCUCAAUCUUGUCAAAGGGCAAAAUUGACAACUAUGAUUGGAACCGUUCAUCCUGGCUGCUAGCCGCACCGCUGUUCACUACAGCUUGGACACAGCGUCAUGUUUUACAUACCCAACAGGUUCUACCCAGAGAAGAGUCCAACUUCCCUCAUCGAUGGCACACCUUUUCUGCCGCUCGAGGACGAGAGAUCAUCGUAUGGCUGGCUGUCGCGGAUCUAUUCGCUUCUCUUGGCGUGUUCAUCAGAUCCGCACUGUGGAUGAAUUUUAAAUCCAUCAUGCCUACAGAAGAUGACACCUCUAGCGUAGUGUUCUGCGCUAUAUCAUCGGCAUGGACGCAGUAUUUUUACACGGCAACAUGGAUUUGGACGCUUUGUUAUGCCAUUGAUAUGAGAUUACUGCUAAUUGAGCGUCCCGGUCAUCCACGUUAUUAUCAUGCCGUAGCUUGGAUGUGUCCCGCGAUCCUGACAACUUUUGGCCUGUCGAUCUUGUAUACACCGGAUGCCAAAUGUUCCAGCUGUCACAAUUCGACCUCAUUGUCGAGCGCGGUAUUAAGGAUAUUGCCAAAUUAUUGUGCAACUUACAUACCAUUGGCUGUAGUGAUGAUAACAAAUCCAACACUCUACAUGGCGGCGACUCGUGAUCUUACAGCGGCGGUGUCUUGUAGCAUGUCUCAAGUGACGGGACGUGAGAGGAAGCUUGUACAAACGGUUAGAUUCAAAUUUGCUCUGACAAAUUUGGUUUAUUAUAUAUGCUGGAUGCCAAAUUUAAUAAACGGCGUUCUUUUGUGGACUUUGUGGUUCAAGUUACCAAUAAAAGUCAUCAUCAGCUUGUGGUACAUAAUGGCGGUCACAAACCCCCUCCAAGCAUUUUUUAAUGCUUUGGUAUAUCAGAAGUGGGGUAGAAGUGAAAAGUUUCGGUUGUCGUGGCGAAGAACACUAUCAGACAGGGUACACGACUGGAGAGGCGUCAACACAUUGUUACCAGAAACGACUCCACUUCUGAACCAACGUUUUACCCCGCACACAAGCAUAAACGGAUCAUCUUCCCUGUGAAAAUUUUACAUUGCAUUUCAAUUCAUUCGGAAAAGAAACAAGCACAAAAUAGCAUUGAAUGUUCUCAGUUGUUUGUCCAUCAAUACUGGAUGUAUUCUAUUAAAUGGUGUCACAUUUAUUUAUCCAAUAAACUUUGGACUGUUCAUGAGUUGAAACACGAAGUAUGUUAUGAGCUUGUUUCUUCUACUCUGUCCAAAUGGUUUAAUUCUGUUUGUUUCACAUAUACAUUCAAUGCCACAAGCUGGAGUUGUUGGCUGUGGUUGGCAAUAGUCCAUUAGAGUAAUGCAAGGGGAAGAAAAACACUGUGCGUCUCGUUGGUCAACAUUUGUCGAAAAUUCAUUGUAUCUGUCCAGAAACUAGGACAAGGCCGUUGAUGAAAUGCCUUGGUUUAGGUACAGUUUGAAAAUUUGUAUUUCGUUUUGUAUACUUGAAUACGAUCAUACACAAGAAAUCUAUUUUAUGAAUAUAGUAUUACAAAAAUACGUAUCCCAUAGGCUUUCUUGGCUAGAUACUACCCUAUAAUACGGGAUGUGUUUUUAAUCAAUUAUUUUAAUGAUGACAAUCUGUCAUUGAUGGGUUGAUCCUUUAAUAAUGGUAUCCCUUACUCGAUAACAUGUCUGUGAGAUAAACUGCCAAGAAUUCGAGCAUUGUCAUACCUGAUGUGGAUACGGUUGCUCUGCAACAGCCUAGAACUAAUUGUCUUCAGAGUUAACAAGGUUUGCCCCAGCAUCAAUGGCGGCAAAUUCGUUGAGAUGAGAUGCCCUGACUUUUCCUUCGCAAAGUUCAAAUCUUCUAUAAAAUCAUCUUUAAUAAUUCGUCAUAAUUCUUAAUACCGGCUAUGUAUACAGUACAAUGUUACCACAGAUCAGGUUACAAUCAAGCCUACUGCUUUUACCAUUACAUAACAUACUGCCGUCAAUGAUAGUUGAUGUAUACCGAACGGUAAGAUGCAAUUUUGUUUCACUAGGAAUUCUUAUUACAGAAAUGCCAAGCUCAUCGCUUGGGAUUACACAAUGAGAAUCACACGGUACAUGUGGAUCAUUAUUUGACAUUACCUUAUCGUUCCUAUAUUUUCUCGCCAAUCACCAAUCAUUCGAUAAUGCCGGUUAACAUGUAUGGUAUUGUAUGCUCAUUUUUCAAUUGGGAGAAACAUAAUAUAUACGUAUGUACAGAUCCUUGGAUUGAUACUAACACAUUGAGGCCGCCGAUGUGGUCUACUGCCGCUUGUUUAACAUGGGAAACAGAUGCCAUCCGUGGCUUUAAAUUUGUCAGAAUCAAUCUAAGGAUCUGUACAUAUACUACAACAUAAUAUCAAUUCAGUACCAAUUCCGCUUCACCAUGUCAGUAACUAAUACUUUACUUCACACUUUUAUAUUUAAUAUUAUCAUGUGUUAUAUUUAGAACGGUAACUUCGACACAUGAUUAGGUACAUUACGUACGUACAGUGUCAAUCUAUGCGAUUACUUUCAAUCAAUUUUUACGUCAUAUAUGCUCGCGAAGUGGAUGUAUCGAUGAAAGAAUAACAGGGUGGUGACAAACUGGGAAUGGUCAGGGAAAUCAGGGAAUUAUGAUGGAUCAUCCAGAAAAACGUACUUUUUUUAUAAAUCAUUUUCAACCUUCAGUUAUGCUUCGUAAAUUUAGUUAAGCUAUCUUUUGGAAAUGAUAUUGUUCAACAUCUAAUUAUUUUUGUAAAACGAAGCAAUUCUAUAUAUUUUUUAGAUCCGUACUUACAUAUUCAAGGUAGACAACUUGUGGAACUUUUGGUCAUAAAUGCUGCCCAACAUUACUUAAGUUUCAUGGGAAAAAGUCAGGCAAUUCUGAAUUUUUUGCUAGAAAAAGUCAGGGAAUUUUAUUUGAGCACCCUCGAAUGAGAUGUAAAAAUUUACAUUUUAAAAUAAAAAAAAAUGUAGAGGUUAA